Molecule: messenger RNA, 2129 nt
Organism: Formica exsecta
Lineage: Eukaryota; Metazoa; Arthropoda; Insecta; Hymenoptera; Formicidae
Product: centrosomal protein of 78 kDa-like
Exons: 3
Coding region: 1-2070 (689 amino acids)
Cellular component (GO): centrosome
Molecular function (GO): protein binding
Source: RefSeq, a predicted model, not a curated record
AUGGCGAUCCCGGCCGGCAGGAACUUCGCAAGCUGCUAUAUGGAACUUUGCAAGCAACAACGAUUACGACCGUUGCCGGUUAUAUGUGUCACCCUACCGCACAGCUUGGACUUUACCACCGAUCGCGUCAAAAUGGACGAUUGGAGCCCGAUCUUGAACUCCCUUUCCCUCGAUCGCUCACUCAAAUCGAUUAGCGUGCACAGCAGGUAUCAAUGCCGUAAACCGUUAGAAGAGGUGAAUUCCGAGGACAAGGCGCGAGCGAUGGGUAAGGCCCCGGUGGUCCUCACGCGUUAUUUGUUGGAAUGGCUGUCGCAGAGCGUCGGCCAAUGCGUGAGAAAUUCGUCCAGCCUCACGCAUUUGGAACUCGAGGGCAUCCCGUUUCCUCCGGAUUGCAUUGCAGUGCUCUGUGUCGGUCUGUCGGGAACAGAAACUCUAUACCACCUGUCCCUACGACGUUGCUACAUUGGCGACACCGGCUGCGAAUUAAUUUGCCGAACGAUAGCGGACAAUCGCAGCGUGAGGUCGUUGAAUCUCAGUCACUGCGACCUCACGUCAAGCAGCGGUGGCCCGUUAGCAUCCGCGCUCUCCAGACAGAAACUAGCGCUUUAUCACGACACCUGGAAACAAUCGCUGAGGUAUCGCGAGCCCAACUUCGAGGCAAUGCCAGGAUUACGUCGAUUGACUCUGAACGAUAAUCCGCAUCUCGGCAACUGUGCCGUAAUAGAGAUGAUCGAGGCUAUACGCGACAGCUUAUGGAUGAAAGCGCUGGAUCUUCAGCACUGCGGUUUGACGGAUCAAAUCGGCGGGGAUCUGCUGAACCUACUCGAUCAGAAUAAUACGUUGGCAGUGCUCGAUGUGAGGAAGAACGCAAACCUGAACGAUGAACUUGCGUCGGAGGUGAUGAGGAGGUUGGCGGAAAACGACGUCGAGGGAAAGUCGGAAUACAAGUGGAUGGGAUUGGCGCCGAAAGACAAAAGAACCGUGUCGGCUGGUACACGAAGAUGCAAUGAGAAUGAAGACACCGCGAAGCUCUCAAGAGCGCGAAGUGCCUUCACUAGGUACGCGAAAAGACCGUGCCAGGCAAUUCCUCCGAGGAGGAUGAUUCCGAAGCCGCUUCCACCAUCGAAGAUGAAGAUCCGACCGUCUUCGCCGCCGGUUCGCGACACUACUCAGCAACGACCCGAUUUGAUCCGAUCGCGGACGAUCGGCAGCAUACAAACGGUGCCCAAGGUCUCCCUUCACUUGAAUCUUCAGUCCCGGAUACAAACCGCGGUGAAUCGUGCCGAUCGCGAGGAUUCAAAGACAACACCGAAACAUAAAGACAUCAUGCAACGCUCCGAAGAAACGAGCCUGAGAAGCUUCGAUUCGACCAAAGUGGACGUCGGCACGCAAAGCGUGGACGAUCCAGAAGAAAUUCAAAGUAUCCUCAAGCAAUUGGCGGAAACUCAAGCGGAACACAAUCGUCUCCUGGAGCAGACCAAGCAGGUCGACCUUCUGCUCGUCGAAGAACGCGCGUGCCGCGAGACCGCCGAGGCGAACCUACGAUCGGCGCAAAACGACAUAGCUAUGCUGGAAGACGUUCUGAAGAAAAAGGAGAUCGAGACCAACGGCUGCCUACUGAUCAGUCAGCAAUCUUUGGACGAAAUAUGCCUAUCCUUCGACCGGCUCUUAGAUCUGCUAGAGAAUGUCGCCAAACAUCCAUUCGAUCAGACGCAGCUAAAUACGCAGCAAAUCGCGAGCACGGACAUCAAGCGACGGCUAGUAUCCGUCAUCAGGCAGACCAAGUCGGAGAACCUGAAGAGAGGUUACAAGAUGGAUAUCGAAUCGCCGCGUGUAUCGCACGUCGUAGACAGCGCGCGGAAGCUCGUCAAGUCCGAGAGCGACGUGAGAUCUAUCAUGCCGAUUCCGGCGGCGCACCUCGAGAAGAAGAUUGGCGAGUGUCCGGAGAAUAACGAGCUGCGCGAUCGGCGUCGUCACGACGUCGACACGAAGCCGAUAUCGCCCGGCGAUCGGGCCCGUGCGAUUUUCGCGAGCAUCGUUAGCGGCGAGGCCGUGCUCGACUUCUGCUAGUCAUCGAUCGAUCGGUUGAAUUUGGUAGUUUGCGUGCGAAGGGCGCGGUGUAGAGUCCU